Molecule: messenger RNA, 6011 nt
Organism: Aquila chrysaetos chrysaetos
Lineage: Eukaryota; Metazoa; Chordata; Aves; Accipitriformes; Accipitridae
Gene: EPHA5
Product: EPH receptor A5
Exons: 18
Coding region: 144-3206 (1020 amino acids)
Biological process (GO): axon guidance; protein phosphorylation; cell surface receptor protein tyrosine kinase signaling pathway
Cellular component (GO): plasma membrane; neuron projection
Molecular function (GO): ATP binding; protein binding; transmembrane-ephrin receptor activity
Source: RefSeq, a predicted model, not a curated record
CAGUCGCGUCGGCGGCUGGACGGGAGCGGAGCUGAGCCGAGCCGCGCUGCCAGCCCGCCCGCCCCGUCCCGUCCAGUCCUGAGCCGACCCGAGCGGGCAGCGCCGGGGGGGAGCCGCCGCCCCAUGCGCUGAGGGGCGGCGGGAUGGGGCCGCGGGGCGCCGGCGGCUGGGCCGGCCGCGCCGGGGCGCCGGCUCCCGGUUGGACGUGCCUCCUGCCGUUGCUGCUGUGCGCCGCGCUCCGGAGUCUGCUAGCCAGCCCCGGCAGCGAGGUGAAUUUACUGGACUCACGCACAGUAAUGGGGGAUCUAGGAUGGAUAGCCUACCCAAAAAAUGGGUGGGAAGAAAUUGGUGAGGUGGAUGAAAACUACGCUCCGAUACACACAUACCAAGUAUGCAAGGUAAUGGAACAGAAUCAGAACAACUGGCUUCUGACCAGCUGGAUCUCUAAUGAAGGGGCAUCCCGCAUCUUCAUUGAGCUCAAAUUCACCUUGAGGGACUGUAACAGCCUUCCAGGAGGACUUGGGACUUGCAAAGAGACUUUUAACAUGUAUUACUUUGAAUCAGAUGAUGAAGAUGGGAGGAACAUCAAAGAAAACCAGUACAUCAAGAUUGAUACCAUCGCUGCUGAUGAGAGCUUCACAGAGUUAGACCUUGGCGACAGAGUUAUGAAGCUAAACACAGAGGUGAGAGAUGUUGGGCCUCUAACGAAAAAGGGAUUUUACCUUGCUUUCCAGGAUGUGGGUGCUUGCAUCGCCCUGGUCUCCGUGCGCGUGUACUACAAGAAAUGCCCAUCGGUGAUCCGCAACCUGGCCCGCUUUCCUGACACCAUCACGGGAGCAGAUUCCUCGCAGCUGCUAGAGGUGUCGGGCAUCUGUGUCAACCACUCAGUGACUGAUGAGGCGCCAAAGAUGCACUGCAGUGCUGAGGGGGAAUGGCUGGUGCCCAUCGGGAAGUGCUUGUGCAAGGCAGGGUACGAGGAGAAGAACAACACCUGCCAAGUAUGCAGACCUGGGUUCUUCAAAGCUUCACCCCACAGUCCAUCCUGCAGCAAAUGUCCCCCUCACAGCUACACGCUUGAUGAAGCAUCCACAUCUUGCCUGUGUGAAGAACACUAUUUUAGGAAGGAAUCAGACCCACCUACAAUGGCCUGUACAAGACCCCCCUCUGCUCCUCGGAGUGCCAUCUCAAAUGUUAACGAGACUAGUGUCUUUCUGGAAUGGAUUCCCCCUGCUGAUACUGGUGGAAGGAAAGAUGUGUCUUAUUAUAUUGCAUGCAAGAAGUGCAACUCACACUCAGGUCUGUGUGAGGCGUGUGGCGGUCAUGUCAGGUACCUCCCCCAGCAAACCGGCCUGAAAAAUACCUCUGUCAUGAUGGUGGAUCUGCUUGCUCAUACAAACUAUACCUUUGAAAUUGAGGCAGUGAAUGGAGUGUCCGACCAGAACCGUGGAACCCGGCAGUUUGUGUCUGUAAAUGUAACCACAAACCAGGCAGCACCUUCUCCAGUCAGUAGUGUGAAAAAAGGGAAGAUAACUAAAAAUAGCAUCUCCCUUUCCUGGCAGGAGCCAGAUCGACCCAACGGCAUCAUCCUGGAAUACGAAAUCAAAUAUUUUGAAAAGGACCAGGAGACGAGCUACACCAUCAUCAAAUCCAAAGAGACGACGAUUACAGCAGAUGGCUUGAAACCAGGCUCGGCGUAUGUCUUCCAGAUCCGAGCCCGGACAGCUGCCGGCUACGGUGGCUUCAGCCGAAGAUUUGAGUUUGAAACCAGCCCAGUGUCAGUAGCUGCAUCCAGCGACCAGAGCCAGAUUCCUAUAAUUGUUGUGUCUGUAACAGUGGGAGUCAUUCUGCUGGCUGUUGUUAUUGGUUUCCUUCUCAGCGGAAGUUGCUGCGAUCAUGGCUGUGGGUGGGCUUCUUCUCUGCGUGCUGUUGCCUAUCCGAGCCUAACAUGGCGAUGUGGCUAUAGCAAGGCUAAACAAGAUCCAGAAGAAGAAAAGAUGCAUUUUCAUAAUGGCCACAUUAAGCUGCCUGGAAUGAGGACCUACAUUGACCCCCACACCUACGAGGACCCUAAUCAAGCCGUCCAUGAGUUUGCUAAGGAAAUUGAAGCUUCGUGCAUAACCAUUGAAAGAGUUAUUGGAGCUGGUGAAUUUGGGGAAGUCUGCAGCGGACGGCUGAAGCUGCAGGGAAAGCGUGAGUUUCCAGUGGCUAUCAAAACCCUGAAGGUGGGCUACACGGAGAAACAGAGGCGAGAUUUCUUGGGAGAAGCAAGCAUCAUGGGGCAGUUCGACCACCCCAACAUCAUCCACCUUGAAGGCGUCGUCACAAAGAGCAAACCAGUAAUGAUAGUGACUGAAUACAUGGAGAACGGUUCUCUGGAUACAUUUUUAAAGAAGAACGAUGGGCAGUUCACGGUCAUUCAGCUGGUCGGGAUGCUGCGAGGCAUCGCAUCAGGAAUGAAGUACCUGUCUGACAUGGGUUACGUACACAGAGAUCUGGCCGCCAGGAAUAUCCUAAUCAACAGCAACUUAGUCUGCAAGGUGUCAGACUUCGGCCUCUCCAGAGUCCUGGAAGAUGACCCCGAAGCAGCGUACACAACCAGGGGAGGGAAGAUCCCCAUCCGAUGGACAGCACCUGAAGCAAUCGCCUUCCGUAAAUUCACAUCGGCCAGCGAUGUCUGGAGCUACGGCAUCGUGAUGUGGGAGGUGAUGUCCUACGGCGAGAGGCCUUACUGGGAGAUGACAAACCAAGAUGUGAUUAAAGCCGUGGAGGAAGGCUAUCGCCUGCCAAGUCCCAUGGACUGCCCUGCUGCUCUCUACCAGCUAAUGCUCGACUGCUGGCAGAAAGACCGCAACAGCAGGCCCAAGUUUGACGAAAUUGUCAGCAUGUUGGACAAGCUCAUCCGUAACCCAAGCAGCUUGAAGACGUUGGUUAAUGCAUCGAGCAGAGUAUCAAAUCUGUUGGUAGAGCACAGUCCAGUCGGGAGCGGUGCCUACAGGUCGGUGGGUGAGUGGCUGGAAGCCAUCAAAAUGGGCCGAUACACGGAGAUCUUCAUGGAGAAUGGAUACAGUUCGAUGGAUGCUGUGGCUCAGGUGACCUUAGAGGACUUGAGACGGCUGGGAGUGACACUUGUUGGUCACCAGAAGAAGAUAAUGAACAGCCUUCAAGAGAUGAAGGUCCAGUUGGUGAACGGGAUGGUGCCGUUGUAACUCGAUUUUAAAGUCGCUUCCUCAAGUGGGUCGGUCCUGCACUUUGUACACUAGCCCUGAGAUUUAUUUUGACUAAAAAAAAAAAAAGAAAAGAUAAAAAGGGAAAUUCAGUUGUUUCUAUAACUGAAGGAUGUUGGCCUCUGCCGCAGUGUUUCUAAAGCAGUGUUUGACUAAAGUUUUCCUUUUCUUCCUAUUCGUGUCCUCAUUUUCAUGAAGUAAAUGUAAGAUGCAUGGAACAUGGAAACGAAUCUGCUGUACGUGAGGUUAACCCGUCUCUUAAGCUUCAGCAACGAUGACAACAAGCCUUCCCACCACACGUUGUCUGUACAUGGGAUAUAUAUAUAUAUAUAUAGCACCUUUAUAUACUGAAUUACAGCAGCACAUGGUAAUGCUUCCAAGGACUGACUUGAGCGGAGGAGUUUUGUAGCUGUUUGUGGGCUCCCAAAAGCUGCGGUUUACUGAAGUUUAACUUCGAGUCUUACUUGUCUACAGAAGUGUAUUGAAGAGCAAUAUGAUUAGAUUAUUUCUCAAUAGAUAUUUUGUUUUGUAAAUCUAAAGAAAAGAAAAAAAAAUGCUGUUACACAGCAUUAAGUUAUAGAGACUAGUGUAUAAACGUGUUGCUUGCUCCAUGGCAAAUACAAUACAGGGUGUAUAUUUUUUUUCCUCCCUCUGUGUUACCAAGUUCUUUUCGUUUGCUCUUCUGGGAGGAUAAUACAUGACGAAGAUGUAUAUACUGUACAGUUUGCUAUGCAUCAGGUACAUGAUUGGGGCUCUUUCCUUGGUUUGUUCUUUUUUUUUCCUCCCCUUUGCUUUAUUUUGUCUCCCUUUUGUGUUACCGCUAUGCUUUGUAUUUUCACUGCUGUUUGGUUUGAGCAACAUAUAAAGCCUUCAGUAGUUUUGAUUAUGUAUAUGAGGUAGAAGGAGUCUACUUAAAUAAAAGAUGUCACCCUCUUCCUUUCCACUGUCCCACUGGGGACGUACAGAAGAAGAAAAGUAAAAACAUCUGGUUCUCGGUGGCCUCCAGUGGCAACGUGGCAUCAGUUGUUGUGUGUAUGAGUCCUGCUCAAAGAUAGCGUGGGAUUGCCUUGGCACUGGCAUUUCAGCCCGGUAGCUGUCACCCAGUGCAGCCCUCACCCCUGUCCCUGGAGCCCAGGAGAUAAACCACGAGGUGGUUUUAACUGGAAGGGAUUUUGCUGUUCCUCUUCUCAUUACGGGGAUUAAGUCUUGGUGUGCAGUCUGGAGGCAAGCCUGUGGUCAUCCAGCAUGGAGAUUUUUGCAGUAUUUCACCCAAAACGGUGGUGGUGGUGGGCUUACUUUGGGAACCGUCCUGUCCCAGGUUGUCUCUCUGGGCAUUUUCGAUUUGGCUAUGGACCUGGCCACUUUGGGGCAGAGCGCAGAGAGGAGGGAACAGCGGAGCAGCCCAACGUGAUCACAGUGGUGGCAUCCCAUGGGUGAGAAGGUCCCAUCCAUCUGGGGCUGGCACGGCUCGGGUCAGCACUUGGUUGUAGCUGGGGUUCAGUGUGUUCAUUAGAGCUCACGGGUGCUGUUUUCAGAGGGACCUGAGGGCAACCCGAUCCCCUGGGUAUCCCACCAAGAAACAGUUUGGGGCUGUCCUCCUCCUUUUGUUGGAGAUAGGAUUAAUCAGUGCUGUUAAUUUGGUAUUCAUAGGUUGGGCUUUUUUUUUUUUUUUUUUUUUUUUUGUGAAGGCUUUGGUGAAGAUAAGGAUUUAAAAAUGGCUAAGCAGAUGGCAAGUGUUUGCUGGUUUUGUAGAUAUAUUGCUUCCUUAGAGGUUGGGUAGCAUCUUGUAGCAUCCUUCCUUAGUGAUAACAUCGACAUACGGACUUGCCACAGCUCCCUUCAUCCCCAGCACUGCAAAGCCGAGCCCGAGGAGCUCAUCCAGUGCUGAAGUAUGUCCUUCACAUCUUGCAGAAGUAGGAGUCAAAUGCCACCUUCAGCUGUUUCAAAGGUCUUUCUUCUAUUUCCCCCAAGCCUUUGGAUGAGAUUUGAUACAAAGAAGGGUUUCUAAAGGGAAGGGGAAGGGUUGGUUUGUUUUGGGUUUUUCUUAUCAGCAGGGCUUGCUUGCUUUCAGCAGGGCUUCUUCAGGCAAUAUUUGCCUGCUUUGAAAUGGCCGCCUCCUACUCCUCUGCGAGCUGCUACCACGCUCCCUGGGAAUCGAGAGAAAUAGGAGGUAGAGGAGCCGUGGCGAGGUCUGACAAAUCUUGAUGGUGUGAUUGCUCAUCCUGUUGUUUCAUUUUGGCAGUCACCGGACCACAAAAAGGCAGGGAGGGAGGAAUCAAGACAUAACAAUUUUGGUGCAUAAAAGAGAUUUGUCAUAUAAUAAAUAAGAUUAUUAGAGCUGUCAGCAGAACAGUCUUGGGAUUAUUUGUGCCUCCCUGCCUGCAGCACUUGGGAAAAUAACCCUUAGGAGGACAGAAACAACUUGUUUCGUCAGGAGGAAUCGUUCGGUUGCCGCCCGCGUCCAUCGGCCGCACCAAGAGAGAUGCUAUUAGCAAAUUUGCAGCAUUUUCUGCCUGCCAUCUCUGCUCAUUCCUUACCAGUUGGCUCUGUGGGAGGAGUUGGGUUUGGUCUUUUUUUCAUGGACUUUUAACAGCAAAAACCUCUUUUCACCAUUUGUGGGGUUUUAAAGGUGUAUGCGGUAUGGCUGGGUUGCAUACCAGAUGCUGGAGUAACCUUCAUAUGAACUAGUGGAAAACAAACUGUUCUUAAGCCAGACUGCAUUUGUAAAUAGGGCACCUCUUCUCAGUUCCUCCAAUAAAUAAAUAAAUAAAUAACCUUUUCUAUUUA